This is a messenger RNA of Perkinsus marinus ATCC 50983, 925 nucleotides long. RefSeq names its product Spo0B-associated GTP-binding protein, putative. Gene Ontology annotation, molecular function: GTP binding; GTPase activity; magnesium ion binding. The annotation marks the transcript as partial. Gene Ontology annotation, cellular component: mitochondrion. The transcript has 7 exons. NCBI's taxonomy places the organism in Eukaryota, Perkinsozoa, Perkinsida, Perkinsidae. The record is from RefSeq and is a predicted model, not a curated record.
AUGCUUACGACCGUUAAGUCUUCGCGUAGAGCCUUUUCUGGUGCUGCACUGAGUGCGGGCUUGGUGGACCGUAGACGUGUCGAAGUUAGAAGUGGCCAAGGAGGCGCAGGCCAUGUGUCUUACAUCAAGCACGUCAGUCCGAAGUUGUUCGGUCCUGGAGUCCCAGCAGGCGGCAAUGGAGGUCGAGGGGGAGAUGUGAUUUUCAAGGCCGAUCCUAAUGUGAUCUCCCUCACGAAUGUGCCUCGUGUGGCAAGGGCCAUGGAUGGAGGGAAAGGCCGCAAUAGGAAAAUAUCCGGCAAGAACGCAUCCCCACUGGUGGUGAAGGUGCCUCUAGGCGUCGUAGUAUCGACCGAGCCUCAGGAAGAUGGGGAGAAGUCUGUCGUACUUGCGGAUCUCAACAAGGCCGAGCAGUCUUAUAUUGCCGCCUUUGGGGGAGCUGGUGGCCAUGGCAAUGUCGUUCUGGACCAUCCGCAUGACUUCACUGUUGGAGAUUGUGGUGAAGUUAAACACCUUAUCCUAGAGCUCAAGUCUAUAGCGGAUGUGGGCCUAGUAGGGUUCCCGAAUGCUGGGAAGUCGAGUUUGUUGAGGGCGCUGACUAAAGCGCGACCAAAAAUUGCAUCUUAUCCUUUCACAACCCUCGCACCACAUCUAGGAACUCUUCGGUUCACUGACGACCAGGACGGCGGCUAUGUCAUAGCUGAUUUGCCCGGCCUUGUCGAAGGAGCUCACGACAACGUUGGUCUCGGUCAUCAGUUCCUGCGCCACAUACAGAGGACAACAGCUCUGCUCUAUGUGGUCGACGGUUCCCUAGGAGCUGAUGCAGCGUUGAGCACCCUCAGAGCACUCCAGCUAGAAGUCAAACUAUACUCUGGGGAGAUGGCGGAUCGCCCUUUCAUAGUCCUCGUCAACAAGUGUGAUGGUUUAG